Messenger RNA from Effrenium voratum, 5917 nucleotides. Lineage: Eukaryota; Dinophyceae; Suessiales; Symbiodiniaceae. The record is from the annotation of a GenBank genome assembly.
UUUGAACACUGAUCGCGAGCUGCGCGGAUCUGGGUCCGCUAUGGCCGCGAAUCUGUCGCCUCGGAGUCAGCUACAAGAGGCACUCCUGGGCACCUUGUUGCCCGUCUUGCGCUUGCCGCCAGAGGAGUUGCCCCCGAGGCUUCAGAAGCUGCGGCUGCGGCGUGUAGAGGAUGCGCGGCGAGCGUUGAGCCAAUGGCUUUACUGGCUUCUGCAGAGCGACGUGUCGCGUUUAGACUUCGAGCUGGGAAACACGUCUGGUGAUGAGCCCUUGUGGAACUUGCCCGAAGAUGCCCCAGAUGCAUCCUGCCUUCCGUCUGACUCGGAUGCGAAGAGCCGCACAGUUUCCCCGCAGCCUUCUGGCAAGUCGGAGAUGUGCAUCAGCCGUAGUCUUCCAGCCAACUGGCAAGAGGGCUUGGAGACUCUGAGCGCAGCCCGGCGGGGUCUGCAAGAGGUGUGUGCUUUCAGGCCAGGAGCGAGGGCUAUGGAGACGGACAACAGCACUGUCGCAGGUCGCCAGUCGACUCGUUCUGGUCGUCGUGUGCGCAUUGCUUCGAAGGAGGUGGAGAUUGAGCUGACAGCACAAGAGACAGAUAUACAGCUUGUAGACGGAGUUGGGAACCACAACUUGAGUUUGCCACUAUUGGCACCCGCUGCCGCGCAAAGAAGCGAGCAUUCUGUAUGUCCUGAGUUGGGCACGGAAAGCGCAUCAAGCUUGGAUGCCACAGGUGACUCCAGUGGCUUAGGUGGAGGUGGCUCAGGUAUCUCGGGUGGCUUUGGCGGCUCAAGUGGCUCAAUUUGCUCAGGUGGCUCGGGUGGCUCAGGUGGCUCAGGCAGCAUCGAGCAGAAAGACCUGCAAGCCCAACAUGCACGUUCAUUUGGUACCGCAGGUGAACUUCCAGCCAGCAGCAUUUUGCACAGAGACUGCACCAGCAUGACUGGUGGCUCUGCUGGUGCUGAUGGCUCUGGGGAAAGCAGCUUUGGUAUCGGCCCUGUUGCUGCCGACUGUAUUGUCAGCGGCAAUGGUUGUAGCAUUGGCACUGGCAGCAAUUGUGACAAUGCUAGAUGCAGCAUUGCUGGCAGCGGCAAUGCAACUGCCGAUGACGGUGGCUGCAGUGGUCGGGGCAACGGGGAUGCCGGAUUUGGCGGUGGGGAUGAUGAUGGCAUGGGUGCCGGCAGUGGAAGUGGCAAAGGUGGGGCUGGCAUUGGCAAAGGCGACAGAAGUACCAAUCGAGGUCUUACAGGCCACAACGGUGCCGCUAACAGUUUGCACGCCUCUACAGAUGGCAUCUCUGUUCGUGCAGCAGGGGACGGGGACCAGAUUGAACACAACUUCUUGCGAUCAAGCGCUUCCCCAUCGGUUGCUGCAGAGGGUCAGCGCACCCGAAAAGACUUUCCGCAGGAGCCGCGCGACAGCAUUUUCAGCUUUGGCAUCUUGUCCAAGGGAUCGGGCAAACUGUCCGUGGGCUCCAUGGAAUCUGGCAAGUUGUCUGUGGGCUCAAUGGGUGAGGAUGGCUCGGACGAUGAGAAAAGCUGGCCCACAGUUUCCCCGCAGCCUUCUGGCAAGUCGGAGAUGUGCAUUAGCCGUAGUCUUCCAGCCAACUGGCAAGACCAGGGCGUGGAGACGCUGAGCGCAGCCCGGCGGGGUCUGCAAGAGGUGUGUGCUUUCAGGCCAGGAGCGAGGGCUAUGGAGCGGGACAACAGCACUGUCGCAGGUCGCCAGUCGACUCGUUCUGGUCGUCGUGUGCGCAUUGCUUCGAAGGAGGUGGAGUUUGAGCUGACAGCAGAAGAGACAGACGUACAGCUUGCAGACGGAGUUGCGAGCCACAACUUGAGUUUGCCACCAUUGGCACCAGCUGCCGCGCAGCGAAGCGAGCACGCUGUAUGUCCUGACUUGGGCAGGGAAAGCGCAUCAAGCUUGGAUGCCACAGGUGACUCCAGUGGCUUAGGUGGAGGUGGCUCAGGUAUCUCGGGUGGCUUUGGCGGCUCAAGUGGCUCAAUUUGCUCAGGUGGCUCAAUUUGCUCAGGUGGCUCGGGUGGCUCAGGUGGCUCAGGCAGCAUCGAGCAGAAAGACCUGCAAGCCCAACAUGCACGUUCAUUUGGUACCGCAGGUGAACUUCCAGCCAGCAGCAUUUUGCACAGAGACUGCACCAGCAUGACUGGUGGCUCUGCUGGUGCUGAUGGCUCUGGGGAAAGCAGCUUUGGUAUCGGCCCUGUUGCUGCCGACUGUGUUGUCAGCGGCAAUGGCUGUGACAUUGGCACUGGCAGCAAUUGUGACAAUGCUAGAUGCAGCAUUGCUGGCAGCGGCAAUGCAACUGCCGAUGACGGUGGCUGCAGUGGUCGGGGCAACGGGGAUGCCGGAUUUGGCGGUGGGGAUGAUGAUGGCAUGGGUGCCGGCAGUGGAAGUGGCAAAGGUGGGGCUGGCAUUGGCAAAGGCGACAAGAGUACCAAUCAAGGUCUUACAGGCCACAACGGUGCCGCUAACAAUGUACACGCCUCUACAGAUGGCGUCUCUGCUCGUGCAGCAGGGGACGGGGACCAGAUUGAACACAACUUCUUGCGAUCUAAGGGUCAGCGCACCCGAAAAGACUUUCCGCAGGAGCCGCGCGACAGCAUUUUCAGCUUUGGCAUCUUGUCCAAGGGAUCGGGCAAACUGUCCGUGGGCUCCAUGGAAUCUGGCAAGUUGUCUGUGGGCUCAAUGGGUGAGGACGGCUCGGACGAUGAGAAAAGCUGGCCCACAGUUUCCCCGCAGCCUUCUGGCAAGUCGGAGAUGUGCAUUAGCCGUAGUCUUCCAGCCAACUGGCAAGAGAACUUGGAGACUCUGAGCUCUACGAGGCCUGAGGUUCUCGUGCGGAGGUUUGCAGGUGAUGCCAGUCUGCCAGGGCCCGUGGCGCCUGAGGUCCGCCCAAGCUCUUUGCCCCUGACCAUCUCACCCCUGCCGGCGAACCUGGCGAACCCGGCGUGCGAAGGCGACCGGGCGCGUGAGCACACCGAAGCGCAGGAUGGAAGUAGCCGGCCUCGUGCGGCAUCUGAUCCAGAUCGCCGAGGCCCAGCAGCGCCAGUGGACCGCCGCCACAGCGAUAUUCUGCCUUUGCGUGACCCAGCCUAUGGCAACGUGGCGCAGAAGGUCGCCGUCUACGAGGCGUUCCGACAGAUCUGUACGCUUUCCAAGACAUCCUUCGACGAAGGGGCUGGCGCCGCGGGAGGAGAUCUGCCUUGCCGCGCUGGCACUGGGGGCACGGCCGGCCCAGCCAGCCCCGCGCGAUAUCGAUGCAGCGGAAGCGGGGAGAGUCGAGUGCCGGAGCGGCGGGACUUGAGCCCCGCCUCACCGCUUCUCAGCAGCUGCCCCAGCCCAGAGCCACGGUCCAAGCAGUGGAUUUUGCAGCGCCUGGUGGAUGCGGGGGCCCUGCCGCUUCAGGAGGAGGACAAGUUCUUGCAGAGUCUUGGACGUGCCAGCGCGCAGGCCGCACAUCGGAACGCGAUCCCAGGCUUGGACCUUUCGCAGCUGCCAGCCUUCGGUGGAACGGUGAUCUCAACCUCCGUGAAGAGCAGCGAGGCCAGCACCCCGGGAGACGGCGACUUCGCGAGGAGGCUGCAGGAAUUGGAGACCAAGAACCAGAAGCUCACGCAGGAGAGGCACACCACUGAGCUCGAGCUGCAGCGGCUCCGGGAGGAAAAGGAGAAGGCUAUACUCUGUGAGAAGGCCAAAGAGGUGAACACAGAGAAGGGCAAGGCGCAGGCAAACGACAAGGAUCAGAAGGACAAGGAGGAAGAGCGGCAGAAAGACAAAGAGGACGAAGACAAGAACAAGGAGGACAAGAAGGCAAAAGGAAAGGGCAAGGCCAAAGGGCCCAAAGGCAAGGCGCCGCCAGCAGGGCUGGCAAAAGGCAAGAGCAAGGGCAAGGGCGAGACGCAAAGCUGCAUGCCAGAGGUGCAGCCACGCACCGCCAUGAAGAAGCUCUUCUGGAGCCCUCUGAAGGGAGACGCCUCUCAGAGCGUGUGGGCCAAAAUCCACCAGUCCGGCGCGGACUUCGACGUGGACGAGCUCGAGGCCAACUUCUCGGAGGUCUUUUCUACCGGCAGCGUGUCUCCGGUGAAGCGCCCGGCUGUUCAGCAGAAACACCGGCGAGUGUUUGACGAGAAGCGACGAAGGGAGAUUUGGUUCAUGCUGGCGCUGAUGCCGGAGCGGUCGCAGCUGCUGGAGGCCGUCGAGGGCAUGUCGGAUGCCAUCCUCCUGCCCGAGAAGGUGGAGCUUCUGCAGAUGAACUUGCCCACGGCCGCAGAUGUGCAGUUGAUCAACGACUCCGUAAACAGCACGCCCUUGGCAGAAGGCGAGGAAUGGGAUGCGCCGGAGGACUUUGUGCUAGCGAUCUCUUCCAUUCCACACUAUGAGCUGAGGGUGAAGAUGUGGGGCUUCUUGAACUCGGUGGACUUCGCGCAUGCCCGGCUCAUGCUGGCCCACCAGGAGCUCUGCCGCGGGGCGGAGAUCUUGAUGCGCUCCAAGGCGUUGGAGCGGCUCUUGGCGCUGGUGCUCUUCGUCGGGAACUACCUGAAUGGCGGCACAGCGCGGGGUCGGGCGGAGGGCUUCGACCUGGAGACGCUGCCGAAGUUGUCCAAGCUCCGGGGCCGAGGCUCAGAGACGCUGCUGGACUACUUGGUGUCGCAGACGGAGUCGGCUGAGCCGGGGCUGCUGGGCGCCCUCUUCCGGGCAGGCGCCGAAGAGGAGAUGGUGAAGCGGGCACGGAAGCACCGGGUGGUCGACCUGCUGGAUGAGCUGAAGUGCUUGAUCGGCCAAGCUGAAGGCUUCCUGGGCGAAGGGCUUGCCGCGGAUGGGGCAAAUGCAGCCUUGAUCAAGCGCAAGGUCCAGGUGGAGCAAGUGCUGGGCAAGCUCCGUGCAGCACGCCUGAGCUUCGAGACGGAGUGGGACCCAAAGUACGAGCAGCUAUGCCUCUGGUUCCAGCAGGAGGGCAAGCGCGGCUCGGAGGAGUUCUUCGGGAUCUGGGAGAGCUUCCUGGGCGAUCUGAAGAAGGCGUGGGAGUGCCACCAGCGAGAGCAUCUGCAAAUCCGCCGUGCCUUGUCCUUGCCACCGAGGCGCCGAAGCGUGGGCGGCGAGGUUGGUAGCAAGACUCCUCGUUCCUCGCCCCGCCCCUCACUGCGGCGGAAGACGGCGCACAACUUCCGUCCAGUCUUAGCCGCAGGCGCGAAGGAGAGCUCAGACAAGGAAAAGGCUGAGGCGCAGCCACAUGAGAAGCAGAAGGAGGAGCCAACAGAAAAACCAAAGGAAGAACCAAAGGAAGAGCAGAAGGAGGAGGAGGAGGAACAGAGGGAGGAGGACGAGGAGGACGAGGAGGAGGAGGAGGAGGAGGAGCAGAAGGAAGAGGAGAAGGCGGAGCAGAAGGAAGAGGAGAAGGCGGAGCAGGUGAAAGAGGAGAAGGCGGCGCAGGAGGAAGAGGAGAAGGCGGAGCAGAAGGAAGAGCAGGAGGCGGAGCAGAAGGAAGAGCAGAAGGCGGGGCAGGUGAAAGAGGAGAAGGCAGAGCAGAAAGAAGAGGAGAAGGCGGAGCAGAAGAAAGAGCAGGAGGCAAAACAGAAGGAAGAGCAGAAGGCGGGGCAGAAGGAAGAGCAGGAGGCGGAGCAGAAGGAAGAGCAGACGGCGGAGCAGAAGGAAGAGCAGGAGGAGCAAGUGCGCCAUCAAGACAAGUCCAGAGUUUAGUCAGAACGCAGUGGCAGAGUCAACUUUGGCAGCGGAGGCGAUGAUGCGAAAGCCAAUGCCUGAUAAAAGUCAAGGCCGGUCAGCUUCUUUCCGAAUGGAAGUGGAGCUGGCUCGCGCAAGCCGCUUUCCAAGAGAGGGAGCAGAUCCCUUUGGGUGCUGAACGACGCAGACUUGUAGAGGGCACCAUAUUUUGUCACCAGGGAACCCGUU